Cylindrotheca closterium is the source of this 1980-nucleotide messenger RNA. Lineage: Eukaryota; Bacillariophyta; Bacillariophyceae; Bacillariales; Bacillariaceae. The record is from the annotation of a GenBank genome assembly.
AUGUAUCGAAUCAGUGAAAUGAGCACCAACCCUCAGAGUGGCAGUGCAUCUAGUUCCUCCAGCGGCGACAUUCGCAGAAUGAAUCGCAGUCAGUUGCCUCCCCUGUUUGUGUAUAUGGAAACGGGCGACUGGGCACGAGCGAUGGAACGUGCAAAGAAACAUCCCCGAGAAGUCAAGACGUGGGCAUCCAUUCGUUCCAAAUCGUCGAGCAAUGAUAGAAUAUCUGGAGCCAAACGCUUAGCGCUGCAUCAUGCUUGUUUCAAAUUGCGAAGUUCGGUAUCCUCAGGAUCCUUUGGCAGUACUUCUUCUACGUAUGAUUCUACUACCGAUGCCUUUAUUGAGGUUUGCAAUCUGAUUCUAUUGCUCAUCGAGUUGUAUCCAGACGCGGCAGGCAUGAGAGAAUCACGACAUGGUUGUUUGCCUCUGCACUUGGCGGCCUUUGCUUCCUGUACCUUGAAUAGCACUCCUUCCAAAGAUGAUGAAAGCGUCAAGAGCGAACCAUCGACCUUUUCCUUGUCGACGCUCGGCAACUCGCUGCCUGUCUUUAAUAAGUUGGGUCGGCCAUCCGCUAUUCGAAAUAACAAUCGAUCGCAGUCGGAAGCCACCACCAUGACGGCGGGAUUCCUUGAGGAAAGGUUUACAGGCAAUCAAACGGAUCAAAAGCAAGCGGGUUUGUCCCCCAAGGAAUCCAAUUCGACCUCGGUGUCCAUGGGGCCCAACUUUUUGAUUUCCGAAAAGCGAGAAGAGGCAGCCGUCAAGGUCUUGAAUGCCUUGUUGGAUGCUUAUCCACGAGGCAGUCGCAUGGAUUCCGAAGGUGGAAGAUUACCCCUCCAUACGGCUUGUGCAGGACGCGCGACACCCUUGGUCGUGGCCACCUUGAUCCGCGCCAAUCCAUCGGCAGCGCGUCAUCGCAAUAAGGAUGGAUUCUUGCCAUUGCAUCUAUCCGCGCACUGGGGAAUUUCACAUCCCAAUGUGGCAACUUCUCUACUAAAGGCGUACCCGGAUGCUACCUUUGGUCGAAACCGAUGGGAACGCACUCCAUUGGAAGAAGCACUCUGCAUGGCGGGAGAAAACGGAAGACCACAUCAAGCAUCUUUGGUGCGGGCGCUCCGAAAACAUCCUUCCUAUUGGACUCGACCUGCAGAAUUCAUUAAAGAAGAACGCAAGAAGGGACGACAAAUUGUGGACAUUGAUGACAUGGAUGAUGAAACAUGCAUGACAGAAGACUAUGUGGUGAUGCAAUCCAACAGCCGCGGCAGUCCCGAAGUCAAGAACAACUCUCAACGACAAAAUGCCGACUUGCACAGCUUGAUGCGUGAUCAAGAAUGGGAGUUGGUCAUGUCCAAGCUAGAAACUAGUCCUCUGGAUGCGGAAGAAGAACUCAAGGUCACGACUCGGGGUGGGUUUACAUCCACCUAUGGCUUUACGCCCCUCCAUUAUGCAUGUGAACGACAUCCGCCCCAAGAGGUGGUGGAAGCACUGAUUGCUGCUUGUCCUUCGGCAGUGGCCAAACGUACCAUGCCGGGAGGAGCAUUGCCAUUGCAUAUUGCUUGCACGUGGCAUGCCUCGGUGGAAGUGAUUGGUUCCUUGUUGAAUGCGGACAAGUCUACUUGCAAGGUCCAAGACGAAUUGGGCAAUUUGCCAUUGCAUUCGGCAGCCUUUUCGGGCAUUUCCACGCCCGUGGUGGAACGCCUAUUGAGAACCUAUUCAAAGGCGUCAUUGGCUCGUAACCAUCAAGGCAGUUUGCCAGAGGAAAUUGUCAAGCGAUUACGACACGACAAUCGCAAAGAAGUCAUGGGAAUGUUGAUGAUUGCUCGAGAAGAAAUCAUGGCCAAGCGGGACGACAAGAAUCAUCGACGCAACAAAUCGGAUGGUGCCUUUUUGACAUCAAAACGUAGUUGGGACAAGUCGGAAGAGCAACAUCAACAGGGAGUGGAGGUUCCAUACACCAAGGACGACGCGGAAUUGGUGUGGGUCUAG